Molecule: messenger RNA, 942 nt
Organism: Fulvia fulva
Lineage: Eukaryota; Fungi; Ascomycota; Dothideomycetes; Mycosphaerellales; Mycosphaerellaceae
Product: Short-chain dehydrogenase/reductase eriB
Exons: 2
Coding region: 1-942 (313 amino acids)
Source: RefSeq, a predicted model, not a curated record
AUGGCCUUCAACCCCGCGCACGACAUCAAGGACCUCAGUGGCAAAGUGAUUCUGAUCACAGGAGGCAACACAGGCCUCGGCGCCAGCAAAGUAAAAGCCCUGGCAGCCCACAAUCCAACCUGCAUAUACCUUUGCUGUCGAAAAAUCGAAUCCGGCCAAGCAGUCGUAGACUCGAUUCACCAGACCAUCCCCAAAGCCAACAUCCAAAUCCUGCAACUCGACCUCAGCUCCUUCGACAGCGUGAAGAAAUGUGCCGCAGACUUCAACGCAAAGAGUGAUCGCUUAGACCUCCUCUUCCUCAAUGCUGGAAUCUCCGCCACAUCUCCCGCUCUCAGCAAGGAAGGCUACGAGCAGCAAUUUGGCGUAAACCACAUGGGCCACGCACUCUUCGCGCAACUCCUUAUGCCGAAGCUGCUGGAGACACAGCGACAAGCCGACUCAGAUGUUCGCAUAAUCGUCACCUCCUCGAUCGGCGGCCAUCGCAUUGCGCCCAGGCAGGGCCUUGUCCUCGACCAGAUGAAGACGGACGGUGCAUCGAUCGCUCCCAUGGUGCGCUACGGCCAUUCCAAGUUGGCAAACAUGCUCUUCGCUCGGAAACUGGCCCAACUCUAUCCAUCUAUCACUACAACCUCCUACCAUCCUGGUACCGUCAAGACCGACAUCUGGGGGAAAGCGGAAGGAGUGAGACUCCUGGCGUUUCUUGUAGCACCGAUCGUGUGGGCUACCGGUGUGGAUUCUGAUACUGGGGUGCAGACGGCGCUUUGGCUGGCGACGGCGGAGAAGGGUCAAAUUGAGAAUGGCAGGUAUUAUGCGCCGAAGCCGUUCGGGAAGCCGAAGGAGGGGAGUAAGUGGGCUGUUGAUCAGAAGCAGACUGAUGAGUUGUGGGAGUGGACGAAUGAAGAGUUGGCGAAGCAUGGUGGGCCUGAUUGGCCAGAGGAGUGA